Messenger RNA from Microstroma glucosiphilum, 2890 nucleotides. RefSeq names its product N-terminal acetyltransferase A, auxiliary subunit. The transcript has 2 exons. The record is from RefSeq and is a predicted model, not a curated record. Gene Ontology annotation, molecular function: protein binding; protein-N-terminal amino-acid acetyltransferase activity. NCBI's taxonomy places the organism in Eukaryota, Fungi, Basidiomycota, Exobasidiomycetes, Microstromatales, Microstromataceae. Gene Ontology annotation, biological process: N-terminal peptidyl-methionine acetylation. Gene Ontology annotation, cellular component: cytoplasm; NatA complex. The coding region runs from base 37 to 2766 and encodes 909 amino acids.
CCGAGCUCCUCCUGCUCCUCCCCCUCCCACCCCUCCAUGCCGCCAAAGGGCAAGGUAGCCGUCGCUGGCGGUAGCCUCCCGACAAAGGAGCGAGCCCUCUUCACCCGUCUCCUCCAGGAGUAUGAGACCAAGAAGUACAGGCUCGGACUCAAGACGGCAGACACCAUCCUCAAGAAGCACCCCGACCAUGGAGAGACGCUCUGUAUGAAGGGUCUCAUCUUGGCCUCGCUUGGUGAUCGAGCUGCAGGCUUGGAUCUGGCCAGGCAGGGCGUGCGGAAAGAUCUGACGAGCUUCAUCAGCUGGCAUGCCCUUGGGAUCCUCAACCGUAUGGACAAGAACUACGAAGAGUCGAUCAAAUGCUACGCUCAGGCCCUGAGGAUCGAAGGAGGCACAAAUCUCAACCUCAUCAGAGAGUCGAGCUACAUGCAUGUCCAGUCGCGCAACUUCACCCCGCUCAUCGAUCAGAGGAUCACUCUGUUGCGCAUGCAGCCCCACAUCAGAUCCAACUGGGCAGCCCUGGCUACCGCCUAUCAUCUUGACGGACAGCUCAAGGAAGCCGAGAAUGUUCUGGCGCAGUGGGAACAUACAUGCCGAGAUGUACCCAGCUCGAAUUACGAACACUCCGAGAUGCUUCUCUACAAAGCUUCCAUCCUCUUCGAGGACAAGCGCUACGAGGACGUCAUCACCUACUUCUCUCACAUCUCGACAUCAAGCCGCAUCGUUGACCAGAGAGCUAUGCGGUUGUUGCAGGCAAAGUCCUACCUCGAGCUUGGUCAGCUGGACGAGGCGCAGAAGAUGUGGACUAAGCUUGUCCAGGAGAAUGAGGAGGAUCGGGGCCACAUACAGGGUUGGCUGAGGAGUAAAGGCGUAAAGCUUGACGCCUCCAGCGAGGAAGGGUACGCCACGGCAGUAGAAGCGCUUCGUGAACUUCGGAGCUCCUUCCCUAAGAGUCACUCAGCGCAGCGUACUGAGUUGGUCUACCUGAAGGGCGAUGCUUUCGCCGAGGCCCUGGAAGCCUAUCUAUAUCGAGCUCUCACCAAGGGAGUUCCUAGCAUCUUCUCCGACCUCAAGGCGCUUCUCGCCGACUCUGCCAAGCGAAAAGCUCUCGAGACUGUGGCUCUGUCGCUCCUGGAUAAGUUCGCCCCUUCGACAUCUUCGGACGAGCCACCUUCCUCUUACCUCUGGACACUAUACUUCCUUGCUCAAUUCUACUCUCACACUAGUCAAGCCGAGACUGCCCUUGCCUACAUCGAAUCAGCAAUUGCUCACACCCCGACCCUUCCCGAGCUCUACAUGACCAAGGCUCGUAUCCUGAAACGAGCAGGAGCAAUUGAAGCCGCCAGUCACGCCAUGGAAGAUGCUCGUCUGCUUGAUGGUCAAGACAGGUUCCUCAACAGCAAGGACGCCAAGUACAAGCUGCGAAAUGGUCAGGCAGAGGAAGGAGAAGCAGUCAUGGGUCUCUUCACAAAGCCAGACGCUUCCUCGCCUCUUGCUGAUCUGAUCGAAAUGCAGGCUAUCUGGUUCAUCUACGAGAACGGUCUUUCCCACGAGGAGCAAGGCGACCUCCACCUUGCUCUCAAGCGGUACGCCCAGACGGAGAAGAUCUUUGAGGACCACUGGGAUGACCAACUAGACUUCCACUCUUACUGUAUCCGCAAAUUCACAUUGAGAGACUACAUCGACAUGUGCCGCUGGGAAGAUGGAAUUCGUGGUCAUCGCACAUACGUCAGCGCUGCUUUGCGCGCCGUCGGCAUCUACCUCUCUCUCCACGACGAGCCCUCUCUCGCAACGCCUGGACGGUCCACGACCAAUGGCGCGGCAGGGCACAGCAACGGUACGAGUGAGGAAGAGACGAAGAAGGAGCAGAAGCGGUUGAGGAAGCUCGAGGCUAAGAAGAAGGAAGAAGAAGAGGCAAAGAAGAAGAAGGAGGCGGCAGCAAAGGCCAAGGCCAAAGGUGGUAAAGCCGCAGAAGAAGACGAUACCCCUCAGGUCAUCCCCGAUCCUGAUCCGGAAGGUAUGGCCCUGCUGCAGUCGAAUCAGCCCUUGGAGCAAGCAGAGCGGCUACUGCGCUCCUUGCAAUUCCACGCAGCAGGCGAUGCCCGUGUGUGGAUCGCCACCUUUGAGCAUGCUCUGCGCGAUAAGAACUGGCUGCUCUGCGCUCGAGCGCUGCGCAAGUCCACUGGUCUCCUCAACAAGUCUAGCAAUUCCAGCUCAAGAGAUCCAACACUUGCGGGUCGAGUGCACGUCCAGCUCCUGCAGCUCCUCAAAGGCAUGCCCGAUCUAGCCGCUGCCCCCGCCGAGGUGAGAGGAGGCCUCGAGGCUGCUCUAGAGGGGAUCAAGCCCGCAAGCGAGGUCAGCCUAGAGAGGGUGAACGAUGAGUUCCUCCAGCGCACAGGGGACGUCCUCUCCCAUGCCCGGGCUAGCCUAGUCCUCUCCCCCGACGCGAGCACAAGGGAGCGCGUCGUGGCCUCUUGCAUCGGAUUUGCCUCGGCACCUACGAGUACACUUCCCGCGCUGCGAGAAACCUACCGGUUCCUCCUCUCCUCUUCCUCUCCUUCUGUCUCCAGCACGCCACUCCUCCCCCGUCUAUCCCCUGCGGCCAGUAGCGAGGAGUUGCAGACCUUCAGGAGUAAAGCGUUGGAGCGCUUCCCGCUUGCGGAAAUGUUCAUGAGUACAGAGGGUAGAGAGGGAAAGAGGGUGGAGAGGGCGGAGAGGAGGAAAGGGUGGGAGGCGGUCAAGGAUGGGAUGGAUGGGGUGCCUGCUUGAAGUAGAGAAGUGGAGAGAGGGGAUGAGAGGGAAAAGGGAAGAGAGAGGAGGGAGGAGCAGACGUUGCACGCCUGUAUUUUCACACUCGUUCAGACAACAGACAUACAUACAUUCCAUACACCAG